Molecule: messenger RNA, 1196 nt
Organism: Bactrocera tryoni
Lineage: Eukaryota; Metazoa; Arthropoda; Insecta; Diptera; Tephritidae
Product: band 7 protein AGAP004871-like
Exons: 4
Coding region: 96-1064 (322 amino acids)
Cellular component (GO): plasma membrane
Source: RefSeq, a predicted model, not a curated record
GCUGGAUAUUUGCUUAAUUGGUGCAGUGAAAUUGUGCAAAUAGCGCGCGUUUAAAACUCGUAAAGAACUAACGGUAUCAUUGAUAAUAUUUAAAAAUGAAUACUACGCCUAGCCAACAUCGCCCGCGUGUAAAUCCAGCCUCUUCACAUGCUAUCAGCUAUCCAACAACGGAUGUCCGUUCGCCAACUACGCAAGGAUCACGCGUCUACCAAGGACUGAAAACAUCAGAGAAUGACGAAAUGGGCUGUGUGGAGAUACUCGCGACGGCGAUUUCUGUCGUAGUAAUGAUACUCACCUUUCCGAUCUCCAUAUUUGUCUGCUUCAAAGUAGUUUCCGAGUAUGAACGCGCCGUCAUCUUUCGCAUGGGACGACUGCGCAGUGGAGGCGCCCGUGGUCCUGGCGUGUUUUUCGUAUUACCAUGCGUAGAUGAUUACUGUAAAGUAGAUCUUCGCACCGUUUCGUUUGAUGUGCCACCACAGGAGGUGCUCUCCAAGGAUUCGGUAACAGUGACGGUUGAUGCAGUUGUUUAUUAUCGCAUUAGCGAUCCGCUUAAGGCCGUCAUACAAGUCUCUAAUUAUAGUCAUUCAACGCGUUUGUUGGCCGCCACAACGUUACGUAAUGUUUUGGGCACACGAAACUUAUCCGAGCUAUUAACGGAGCGUGAAACUAUUUCGCAUACAAUGCAAGUAUCGUUGGAUGAAGCUACCGAUCCGUGGGGUGUGAAAGUGGAACGUGUGGAGAUCAAGGACGUUUCACUACCGACAGCAUUACAACGUGCCAUGGCGGCUGAAGCAGAAGCGGCACGAGAGGCUCGCGCAAAAGUUAUCGCAGCUGAAGGAGAAAUGAAAUCAUCACGGGCUUUAAAGGAAGCAUCUGAAAUAAUUUCUGCGAGCCCAUCCGCUUUACAGCUUCGUUAUCUACAAACGCUCAGCAGCAUAUCAGCCGAAAAGAAUUCAACCAUAAUAUUCCCCCUACCCAUGGAAUUGUUAACGCCGUUUCUUGGGCACUGCACAACAAAUCACCUGUGUCGGCAACACGCCGCUCAAGGAAUGAAUCAUCAGUGACAGUUACUGUUGGAGGAGUACCUCAAUGCUCUAAGUUUAUAUGAAAUCGAUUACAAACGCAUACCAAUUCACAAUUAGAUCCACUUUUUCGAAACAAAGUCAGUUUGUUAAACAAAAUACCAUAUAAAACAA